This is a messenger RNA of Akanthomyces muscarius, 210 nucleotides long. RefSeq lists its product as uncharacterized. Bases 1 to 210 code for a protein of 69 amino acids. The record is from RefSeq and is a predicted model, not a curated record. NCBI's taxonomy places the organism in Eukaryota, Fungi, Ascomycota, Sordariomycetes, Hypocreales, Cordycipitaceae. The transcript has 2 exons.
AUGGAGGUUGUCUUGGCCAGCAGGGUGGUAACUGAAAGUAUUGCGUUUCUAUCCACUGGUCUCACAGCAUCUGCAACACAGAUUGCAGAAACAAACAACGAAGAAGCAUCUCGAAAUUGGGUCCUUGUCGCGGCACCCGGGCACGCUGUUCCUUCUGUCACUUCGAAUUCGAAGAGGGAACGAAAAGAGAGAUCUCCCAUUUUGUCCUAA